Molecule: messenger RNA, 6692 nt
Organism: Drosophila rhopaloa
Lineage: Eukaryota; Metazoa; Arthropoda; Insecta; Diptera; Drosophilidae
Gene: rod
Exons: 15
Coding region: 89-6367 (2092 amino acids)
Biological process (GO): mitotic sister chromatid segregation; mitotic spindle assembly checkpoint signaling; protein localization to kinetochore involved in kinetochore assembly
Cellular component (GO): cytoplasm; RZZ complex; kinetochore microtubule
Molecular function (GO): small GTPase binding
Source: RefSeq, a predicted model, not a curated record
UCACCAGGUGACGCUUGUUUAUUGGCGGAAAAAAAACGGUUUAAACUUAGCAUAUAUUGCAACUUGGAAAGAAGGCGUUGAGAUAGCGAUGUGGAGCAACUUUGAGGCAUCCUCCUUGGAGGACGAGACCAUCUCCAAUGUGUUCUCCUCGCGAGGAAUCUUUCAGAUCAGCAGCGAAGAGGAGGUAAACAAAUAUCCGGAUGUGUUGGCCUCUGUUCAAUGUGGCAAGAUGGUCAUUGGCAUCGAUAGGAGCCUGCUCCUCCUGGAGGACGAACUGGUGGCCAAGUGCAGCUUCUUGGGAUUCGGGGCAACCAUCGAGGCCAUUGCUAUUUCCACUAGUGGAAACCUUAUUGUCUGUGGCCUCAGCGACGGCGAGGUUCACGGGGUUUUUGUCAAGGGGCUCUUGCUCUUCAGCGUGGCCGUAAAUUUGGAGGAUGUGAGUCUCUCGGGCGGCACCUUCCGGAGCAUCCACCAGUUGGACCAUCGUUUCUACUUCACCUGCAAGAACGGAAGCAUCUACAGCUUAAGCGAAAUUGAUGAGACCAAUUUAGAGGCGAUGUGCAAUGUGACUUUAAACGAAAACGAAACCAUUGCCUGCGAGAAGGCCAUUCUCGAGGAUGUCACCAUCCAGCGUCUUUCCAAGGGACGAUCCUCGGCCAACGUGGACUGUGCCGUCCUAAUCAAACAGCUAGUGGCUGCCAACAUCAGUACCCAAAACAAUCAGGAGGAUCUGGGAGCGAAUCCCGGGCUGGUCAUCACUGGGGAUCAGGGCACGUUAAACUUCAAAAACUCCGCCAGCGAUAUGACCCGCAUUCAUCUGCCAGCUCACUUUGGCAGUCUUAAGCAGAUCUUCAACUUGGAACACUAUAUAAUCGCUCUCACCAAUUGUGGCCAUUUGCUGGAUAUUUGUCCUUACACUCGCACGGUUCACAUGUGCCAAACGACUCAACGGAAGAGCCUACUUAUCGAGGAUCUAUUAGUGAUGGAGUGCAGCGAAGAGAACAUUGAGAUCCUGGUGCUGACCAAACCAACGGAUGAGGGUCGAUUUAUAAAAAUAGUAGAGUACCCAUCACUAAAUGUCAAGAAUGAGGUCGAGGUACCAGAUCACGCUUGGCUGGUGCGUCAGCCAAAAUGUGCAGUCAACCUGUACUAUCUGGCUGCCAAAGAGGUCAACCAAAGCAGCCUUCCCUCGGUAGUGGAGAUGAUGCUUGUUUCGGAGACCGAUCCCAGCGAUCGUUAUAAAAAGUUGAUUGCCAAAGGGCGCCUAGAAGAGGCAGAAGAAUUCGGCAAGCAGUUUGAGCUGGGCCUGCAGCCUAUCUAUGAGGCCAAAGCGAAACGCAUUCUGGUCGAGCUGUGCAACUCGAAUUCCCAAAAGGAACCGUUAGAGGUCGAUAAGAAAUUCCAGAAUUUGUUGCAGUUACUGUCGCAGGUGGAAAGUAAAUGCUUUAUUAAAAGCCACCGCAUGAUCAACUUGAACUCGCGACACAUCCUUGAGUCCUAUCUUCGUGAGGUCAAAAAGAGGUUGAGUUUUGAUGAUGACGAGGAGGAUAUGUUGGAAAUCGACGAGCAACUGCACCGUCUUAAAACUCUGGCCAUCAUAGAUCCCUACGAAUGCAACACGGACUGGCAGAAGUUUGUCUACGACAACAACUUGGUAAGGAUGGUCAAAACCCUGUUCAAGACAGAUAUGCCCACGGCCUGCCUUAUUUGGCGACGCCACUCGAGCAGUAUCCUUCCGCUGCUAAACGAAGAUGAGCUGCGCACGCUGCUUGGGUUCAUUCCUGGCAACACGAAGCCAUUCAAUGUGGUCCAGUGGCUGCGCCAGUUUAUUCCGAUGGUCAGUAACACGCAUCCCAGCAUCAUGCCCUUUAUCACCGACUGGAGCAUUGAGAUGACGCGGAAUCUCCAGUACAGUCCUCAUUGGCCAGAUAUCGGCUUGGAGUUCUGCACUAAGAUUCUGGAUAUUUUCGAGGAAAUUCAAUUCACAUACUCUGAUGUUCGGCGGCAGCAGGAGCGCAAUGUGGGCAAGCUGCGGGACUUGGUAAACGCUUUGCAGGAUUUGUCUGUGCUAAAGACCAACUACAACAUGGGUUUUACACUGGACAACUAUAUGCAGGACUCUAUCGAUGCCACGGCUCUGAGUAUUCUGCAGCAUGUGCAGCUAGACAAGUUGCAGCGGCUAGUAAAGAACUUUAUGUACCCGAUCUUUCAGGAGAAGGGUCGCCAGCCGCUGGACGUAGUCAAGCAGUACAUAGCCCAGUUGGUGGCCAGUCGCAAAUCGUCCAGUACUUGGCUAGAGCGGGCGAUGACUUGCAUUGAGUUGCUUCACAAUGAGGACAGCCGAUUGGAGUGUGCUUUGUCUGUUCUGCAGAAUGCACCGGUUCCCUGGCCAGAUACACUAGCUCCUCUGAUCAGGCUGCGUACUUCAACCCACCCCCUGGCCAUGAAAAUCAACGCGGAAUACGAGAUUCAAGUGAUCAAGAUCAUGAAAGUAAAGUAUGGAUGGCCAGCUGACAGCUCGGACAUCAACCUGGAACUAUUCAUGAUGCGCAUCGUAAAGCUGAAUCUUCCAGACAUGCUGGAGGACAUCCGUGCCCUCACUAAAGCUGCGCCGGACAUCUCGGUCAGUGCCAACUUUCACUGUUGCUAUCAGAUGGCCCGGCGAGGACAAAUAGAGCUGGCGUACGAGUUCUUUAAGACGCUUAAUAGGGGAAAGAACUCAAAGAACGGACUGGAUGUUGUGGAAAUCAUUGCCAAUCUCCUGGAGAACAGUUCAUCUGCUUCUUUCGAGGAUAAGACAAAGGCGGAGGAACAUCUGAAUGUGCUGGAGCUCUUCAAGUUGUUCUUGCCACAUGUGGAGUCCGUUUACGAACGACGCUACUUGGUCAUCAAGCAUCGCUUCCGCCUGCGAAAGUUUGGCAUCCAGUUGAGCUGCAGCCACGAACUCAUACCGCUGCAAAGGCGUCAUAGCCUCUUGGACGAGGCCAUCGAACGGAUCAUCGAGCGGGCCCAGGCCACGCUGAAUGUGUCCGCUUUUAUAGCCAGCGAAAUGAGUGAACUCUGCACGGCUCUGGAUCUGUCCAAGGUGUUUGGUCUGCACCGCAUUUGCCAGCGGAUUGGUUGUAUGCCUCUAAGCUGCGCCCUGGCCUUCUACGUGAUUAGUUUCGUCGACUGUGUGCCCGCCAACGCAUGCGAUUUUAUAAACUUGGCGCUCGAACUGGUGGUCCAGCAAAUCGAGAGCGCGAAGGGCAGUAACCAUGAAUCAGCAUCCUCGCUGCAGUUGAUUAAUGAAAGCGAUCCCCUUUGCUUUCCUUUAGCCUACGAGUUGCUCACAUGCGCUCUGCUUCACGAGAGCAGUCGUCUUCACGAUCUCGUUGAUCUCAUCAAGUACAUUCGCGUGGCUGUGAUGCACUAUCCACUGGAUGCUAUUAAGGCUCAUUACGAUGGCAAGGAACAGGCCGUCAACGAGCACAUUUGUCGGGCCCUUGAUGGAAUUACGGUGGCCCUCAGCGAGACUACGAUGAAUUUUAGCAGCGCUCUUAAUGGAUCCUUCGACGUGAAGUUUUUACAGGUACCGGCGACCACGAAGAAGCGCUACUCGGUGUCCAUGUUCGAUGAGGUGGAGGUGCAGCCUGUCCAGCAGUCGCAGCAGAAGAAAAGCAUCGGCGGACACCUGGCAAUAGUGAAAUUUCUAGCCCGCACUCUUCUGCUUAUGGUAAUCGAGACGGAGCCAAGUAACUCCCUAUUGAUGCAGAUUCGCAAUGGAUUGGCCGAGAACAUUAGGGAGGACCUCGAUAGCGCCCGGGCAGACUUCUUUCUGUCUUUGGAACAUCUGACCAAGGCCAAGGAGCACGACGUGUGGUACGUGAUGUCGCAGUAUCUGCUGGAGUUCCAGAAGCAAAACUGCAGAAAAAAGCGGAUUAUCAAUGAGGGCUUCAUUACGCUGCAGCUCCGCCGUAUUUUUCGAAAUGCGAUGGGAAGCAAAGACGCCAACUUCAUAGAGCUCUUCACCAUGCUGGUGGUGGACAGUGAAGGCCUAGCUCUACUGGAAAAGCUAUCCACGGAGGUGAAGACGGAUCUGCAGAAAAUCAACUUCUUAACAUUGUCCGCCAUGUAUCACGAGCACAUCGAAGAAUUGGACAACGUUCAAAUGAUACGCGCAAAGCGCUUAAAACUCUUCUAUUACCUGGAGUUCUGUCAGCAGGAUCCGAGAAUCAAAGGAAAGUUUAAUGCAGACAUGGACAAUGUGGAAGACCUGCUCAAGGAGUUCCACAACAAACAGCUUGAUGUGCAACUGUUAGAGCGCAUGAGCAAGGACUUUGGCUUCGACUACCAGAAGAUUCUCAUCACCCAGAUCCUAAGCAUCCUGAGUGCCCAGGAGUUGCGCUUUGAGGUCAAGAGAGACACAUUUGGCGACGACGAACUGGUUAUGCUAAGUAGCGCCCAGGAAAUGCGCGAUAUGUGUCAGCCAUACAUCAAUGAGAUCAAGAACGUAGAGCUCUUCACUUCUAAGUUAAAACAGUUCAUCGAAGAAAUCAACAUUUACUUCUACGAGUUGUACAUGUGUGUAAUUAACAUCCUAAUAUAUUUUGAUGCGGCGCCCAAGGAGAUGGAGAUUUGGACGAAUAUUCUGCACUUUCUGCGGCACAAGAUGAUCACCAGGCGACGCAAUCGUCCUGGUCAAGUCGAGACUGACAUGUGGCUCAAAUCGCAAAGGGAAAAUGGGGUCAUGCCGAAAAUAUCACGUUAUCGUUUACCAUUCAAGCCCAUCGUAGAACAACCUUUGAAGGAUAUUCUUGACAGCGAACUAAACGUGGACAACUGCCAGAGCUGGUUCCCACUGAUUCAGAUGUACACGGCCUUAAAGGGGGCAAAGGAUAGUUCUCCGAAUUGUGACUACUUCUGCAUGUCAGCAGUGAAGAACUCGAUUUCGGAGUACAAGUCGAAGAAUGAAUCAGAGUCCUGGAGUCUGCAUCCCACAAACAAUGCGUUCCUCCAGUCAAUUCUGCGUCUGGUCGAUAAGGUGCAUAACCCCAACAAGGCAUUUUUGAUCCUGUACUUUGUGUCCAACUAUGCCCGGGAUGGUGCCGACCAAGUGGAAGCGUCCUUUGAGUGCUGGAAGUUCGUCAAGGAGAAAGGCCAUCUGAUCACCGACCCCAAGAGUCGCGAGCAGGUGGCCAAGGUGAAGCGGCGGUAUCCCAUCCAAAAGACUCAACAUCUGCUGUACGUCUACGGGAUGACAGAUGAGAAGCUGUUGCGUCAGGUGGAGAACCCCACCGAGCUAAUACAUGGGCUUUACCACCAUGAGCUGAUCCUCAAGUCCAGCAAAGUGGAUAUUAACGCACUGGUCGAUGAAAUUGCCAAGCUGCACGAACUUUGCCUGGCUUCCAUCCAGUUCCGACUGCUGCAGAAGUGGCUUUCGGUGACCAUGGAGCCGGCGGACGGCACCUUGCUAGAGGAGACGUUCAUGGAGGAGCAGAACUGGCCAGAGCAGACGAAUGGCACGGAUGACACCAGCAGCCAGGAUGCUAGCGAGAAUGUGAACAGAGCCUUCUACAUACUCUCCAGUUGGCCAAAGGCGGAGGCGGUAAAAUUCCUAGUCGGUCUGAUCUUCAAGGACGGCUCCGUAAACACCUCCACACAGCUGCAGAUGUACGAGUGCUAUUCCAAGCUAAACGAUGGCAGCAACUCUUUCACUAAUACGAUCAACCAACGCCAGUUCAUCAGCAUCAAAUGUGUCCACGAGCUAAAGGCUCUAGGCUACAAGUCGAACCUGGAGAAGUUCUCUGACGAUCACUGCAACAAAAUUGACAUCUUAAAGAUGAUAUGGCAGCGUAACGCGCAGAAUCCUUUGUCUCUAGAAGUGAUGGCCAACAUUUGUCUAGGCUUUGAUAUACACCUGCCGCAAAUCUGGAAUGGAAUCCUUAAGCGGAUGGUCAUGUUUCACAUGGUGCGCGAGCUUAACGCCUUGUUGGAUGUACUCAGCUGCCGACCGCACUUGCUCCAUCUGGAUGGACUCGCCCAGGCCUGGGAUUAUGUGCUCUGCAAUCCCUUAAAGAACGCCGUAGAAACGCGCUCUUUCGAACAGGAGGAGCUACUGCACAAAACGCUUCUGCGACUGCAGAGCUGUCCAGUAGUACAUGCACUCAAUCUGCUGCAGUUCGCCGAGCACUGCGUUUUGGUUAACCGACCUCACAUGGCUGCCGCCCUGCUCAGUUUCUGUCCAAGCUCUGAGCAUCGGCAGAAGAUCAAAAAGAUGAUACAUUCCCGUCCGGUGGACAACCUUCGGCAACAGAUCCUGGAUCUGGAAGAUGCCGGUCUGCUGCCAGUGGUACUAAACUUUGCCCUUAAGGAAUUAAACCUCUAGGAGAAGGAUCUUGUCUUUUUUUGAACCCUCUUAAGUUAUAGCAUUAUACAAACUUGUAUGGAUAUCUUCGGUAAUUUAUUUUGGUUCAAAGAUAUUUGGCUAUAAAAUGAAUUUUAAUGAAAUGAUUUUUCCAAUAUGCCAAAUAUCAAGUUCAAAUUUGUUUGCCUAACUUCCUUUGAGUAUAUAUCGAAACUGAAUAUCGGAAUUAAAAUCAACAAUUCACGCCAUGACGUCAUAUUUAUUUAUAGCUUUUAAUGGCACAGUGGGCACAAUAAGAAUAAUAUUCCGUUCACUCUGUAUUUAAAAUAUAUGCCUAAAAAGCAAA